AACUCUUUCUAAAAACACACCAGAAAGCUUUACUCUUUCUUUCUCAAUCUCUCUCUCUCUCUCUCUUUCUCUCUUCUUUGUUCUUUCUUUUUCUCUCACUCCACACAUUUUAGGGGAAAGGAAAGAGUUCUUACACAUUGCUCUUUCUUUCAUCUCUCUCAACAGUAGCAGUACCCUUUUUGGGGCUUACUUUUCUCUUGGCUUUUAAUUGGUCUUGUGGUAUGCUUGGUGGGUUUUGCUUCCUCUCUAUCUUGUUUUUUAGCAUCUGGGUCUUUGUGGGGGCUUUUGGAUCCAAAGAGCUGUAGAAAAUUACUUGGCUUUUGAUGAACUUGAAGAUGAAAAUAACUGAGACUAUUAAUGGAGGGAGUGAAGGAUUGAAAUCGGGAUCUGAGUAAUGGGUUUGUUCAAUUUGAUCUGUUUAUCAAAACCAGUUUAUGUCAAUGGCAUCAAAGUCCAGUACCAGAACUUCUCCUGAAAGGCAAAGGAAAAUAGUUUCUAGUCAGAAAACAGAAGGAAACUCCAGAAGGCCUCCCCCUAUACAGAUUUCCAAGACUAGUAAAUCAGAGCCAGUUACCCCAAGAGAGCUACUGCCCAAGAGUGCUCCACCAGUUGCUGCAAAGAAGGGUUCUCUAGAAACCAUUGAGAGCAAAAAGUAUUCUCCAAAUUCUCUAGUAGAUAAGUUAAACUCGAGUUUAUCACUGCAAGACCCAAUUGGAACUAAAAAUCUACCAGAAAAUGGUGGUGAUCAAGAAAAGAAAACAUUAGAACAUGGAGGAGUGAAUCAGGCUUUGGCGAAAGUCAGUGAUGGGGCUAGCAGUCUUGCUAAGACCAGUGGAAGUGGCAAAGUUAGCGAGCGAGCCGAGUUUGUCGAGAGCGGAAAGAGUAGUAUUUGUAGGGGGAGCACAAGCAGUGAUGUGAGUGAUGAAAGCACUUGUAGCAGCUUGAGUAGCAGUGUAAACAAACCUCACAAGGCGAACGACAUACAAUGGGAAGCCAUACAGGCUGUGAGAACAAAGGAAGGUGUAUUGAAUUUCGGUCAUUUCAGACUUCUGAAAAAGUUGGGGUGUGGAGAUAUUGGCAGUGUCUAUCUUUCAGAGCUGAGGGGAACCAAAUGUCAUUUUGCAAUGAAAGUUAUGGACAAAACAUCUUUAGCUAGCCGGAAGAAACUACUUCGGGCUCAGACAGAAAGAGAAAUAUUACAAUCCUUAGACCAUCCUUUCCUUCCUUCCCUGUACACCCAUUUUGAGACAGAAAAGUAUUCAUGCUUGGUAAUGGAGUUUUGUCCUGGAGGUGACUUGCACACACUUAGGCAGAGACAACCAGGGAAGCAUUUUACCGAGCAGGCCGUCAAGUUUUAUGUGGCCGAAGUUCUUCUUGCUCUUGAAUAUCUCCACAUGCUUGGGAUUGUUUACCGUGAUCUCAAGCCGGAAAAUGUCCUUGUGAGAGACGACGGGCACAUAAUGCUUUCUGACUUUGACCUUUCUCUACGCUGUGCUGUUAGUCCAACACUGGUCAAGUCUUCAGCACCCGAAUCUGAUCCGCUGAGAAGGAACCCGGUUUAUUGUGUGCAACCAACUUGCAUUCAGCCCUCUUGUAUUCAACCAACUUGUGCAGUGCCUACAACAUGCUUCGGUCCUCGUUUCUUUUCGAGCAAAUCAAAGAAAGAAAGGAAACCGAAAAAUGAAAUGGGCAACCAAGUCACUCCAUUGCCAGAGCUUAUUGCUGAGCCAACCAACGCUCGUUCGAUGUCAUUUGUUGGAACCCACGAGUAUUUGGCACCAGAGAUCAUCAAAGGUGAAGGGCAUGGUAGUGCUGUUGAUUGGUGGACUUUUGGUAUCUUUUUGUACGAACUAUUGUUCGGUAAGACCCCUUUCAAGGGAUCAGGAAACCGCGCUACUCUGUUCAAUGUCGUGGGGCAGCCAUUGAGGUUCCCAGAGACACCAGUAGUUAGCUUUUCAGCAAGGGAUUUGAUAAGAGGGUUGCUUGUGAAGGAGCCACAGAAUAGGUUGGCAUAUAAACGAGGCGCCACAGAGAUUAAACAGCAUCCUUUCUUCGAAGGCAUAAACUGGGCGUUGAUUCGAUGUGCAAGCCCGCCUGAGAUACCAAAACCAGUUGAGUUUGAGCGGAUGUCAUCGCCGGUAGUAUCAACCAGCGACAAAACCAACGGUGCUGCCUCCGCCGCCUACCCUGAUCAAAACAAUUAUCUGGAAUUUGAUUUCUUUUAAAUAGUCUCAAAUCUAAUAUUGUUAUUUUUUUUUUCUUCCUUUUAUCUUUUUUGCUUGAGAAAGAUGCAUAGAUUCAGCUUCUGAAAUGUUGGUCAUGUGGAAAAAAAAAUAGUGUUUUUAUGUUUAUAAUGAUCAUAUGUUUGAUGUUGUGAUACAUUUUCAUACUUUGUAAUGCAGAAGCUAAAAUGUUAGUGCUCUCAAAA
Molecule: messenger RNA, 2428 nt
Organism: Humulus lupulus (European hop)
Lineage: Eukaryota; Viridiplantae; Streptophyta; Magnoliopsida; Rosales; Cannabaceae
Product: serine/threonine-protein kinase D6PK-like
Exons: 4
Coding region: 435-2225 (596 amino acids)
Biological process (GO): protein phosphorylation
Cellular component (GO): plasma membrane; nucleus; cytoplasm
Molecular function (GO): protein serine/threonine kinase activity; ATP binding
Source: RefSeq, a predicted model, not a curated record